GAUAUCCGGUUUCUCCGGGCGCUCCCGGACCUGAGAGGGCCGCCGCCCAGCAGUAGACGUUGUCUCCGCCAGCCGUCCCGCAGUCCCCGCGGUGUUUGAGUGAGUCCGGGCCCGGUCGUUUCUCCCGCCGCCGCCAUGGGCUGCACGUUGAGCGCCGAAGACAAGGCGGCGGUGGAGCGGAGUAAGAUGAUCGACCGCAACUUGCGUGAAGACGGGGAGAAAGCGGCUAAAGAAGUGAAGCUGCUGCUCCUCGGUGCCGGAGAAUCUGGCAAAAGCACCAUUGUGAAACAGAUGAAAAUCAUUCAUGAGGACGGCUAUUCAGAGGAGGAAUGUAAACAGUAUAAAGUCGUCGUCUACAGCAACACUAUACAGUCCAUUAUUGCCAUCAUAAGGGCCAUGGGGCGGCUGAAGAUUGACUUUGGGGAAGCUGCCAGAGCAGAUGAUGCCCGACAGCUCUUUGUCUUAGCUGGCAGUGCCGAAGAGGGAGUCAUGACCCCUGAACUCGCAGGCGUGAUUAAACGGCUGUGGCGAGAUGGCGGGGUGCAGGCUUGCUUCUGCAGAUCCAGGGAAUAUCAGCUCAAUGAUUCUGCCUCAUAUUACCUCAACGAUUUGGAUAGAAUAUCCCAAACCAACUACAUUCCAACCCAACAAGAUGUCCUGCGGACAAGAGUGAAGACCACAGGCAUUGUGGAGACGCACUUCACCUUCAAAGACCUGUACUUCAAGAUGUUUGAUGUAGGUGGCCAAAGGUCAGAACGAAAAAAGUGGAUUCACUGUUUUGAGGGAGUGACAGCAAUUAUCUUCUGUGUGGCCCUCAGUGAUUAUGACCUUGUUCUGGCUGAGGACGAAGAGAUGAACCGAAUGCACGAAAGCAUGAAACUGUUUGACAGCAUUUGUAACAACAAAUGGUUUACAGACACUUCAAUCAUUCUCUUCCUCAACAAGAAAGAUCUUUUUGAGGAAAAAAUAAAGAGGAGUCCAUUAACUAUCUGUUAUCCAGAAUACACGGGUUCCAACACAUACGAAGAAGCAGCUGCUUACAUCCAGUGCCAGUUUGAAGAUCUGAACAGAAGGAAAGACACCAAGGAGAUCUACACCCACUUCACCUGUGCCACCGACACCAAGAACGUGCAGUUCGUGUUUGACGCCGUCACGGACGUCAUCAUUAAAAACAACUUAAAGGAGUGCGGCCUGUACUGAAGCGUGUGGAGGCGAACAAAAGUUGCUGCAGUGUGGAGUGCCGAGACCAGACUUCUGCCCUCUCUCUGGGCAGCGGCAAGCACGAAUGGGACCGGCGACGGUGGCAGCCUGCGGAAUCUUAGCACUCUUUAGCACAACCUUCUGUACUAGGGAACUCUUCAUUGACACGAGAUGCUGAAAUCAGACAUUGGAAUUCGAGCAGCUGUAAAGUAUGAAUCAAGACAUCACUUGGAUUUCUUAGUCUCAGAUGUUUAGGGCAGAUGUGAAAUUGCGGUGCUGCAUCCCAGAACUUCGAUACGUAGCUUCCUCUUUUUUAUUUUUACUUCUCCACAGACCAUCGGUAGUUCUUUAAAAAAAAUUCCCAUAAAGAAUAACUUUACUAAAUUUUAUUCCUUUGUUUACAAAAGAAUCUUUAUUAAACACACAGUCUUAACUAUGCACAUGAUAUGAGCAGAUCGUCUUAAAAACAUUCCUCUUCGUAGGACCUGUUGUUUUUACUCUUGGUGUGGUUGGAAUGUAGUAUUUCUGUAACAAUCUAAUUCUCCAGUUACGGGGCUAGAACUAUGACUUUUUGGAUGAAAUUUAUGUUCCUAUCCUGUUGAAGUACCAUUAUGGUUUCUAAGUGGUAAUUACAUUGGAGAGUUCUGUAAUAAGAUUCUAGCGCUCUCUCUUUUUUUAAGCGUAGGGUUGAAGGCUAACCCGAAUUAUGCUGAUUACCAAAUCACUAGAUAAAUGCUUCUGCGAUAUGCUAAAGUCAGCCUCUUGGAUAGAACUCUCAGGGCAGCUGCCAACCAGAAAUGCAGAUUGCUCAGUUUCACACAGAACCGGUGACUCCGCUGCUACGUCCCUGCUAAACUGACAGCUUCAACUCUUGCUUGUUCGUCUCAGUCCCAGGGAGUUUCGUAAAAGAUGCCCUUUGUUUCUCAUCUUCCAUGGCCUUUUCUGGUGUGGGAAACAUCUGAAGUGUAUUAACAGUGCAUGCUUUUCCUUUGUAAACGUGGUGCCAAAUCCCUGUUUGCCAUUGUUUUUAUUGUAGCAACGUUAAUUAUAGUAAUCCGUAGUACCUUCUUUUGCCGAAACUAUUGCAUUUUGGGGCCUUUUUCCCCUUUGCUGUGUGUACAGAUUUUAAUCUGUGAUAGUUGGCAGCAGUAUUAAAAUGGUGAGUAAAGAGUCCAGGUUUGUUCCUGUUUGUAACUAGUCCUUUCUGGAAAUAUUUUCUUGUGGUUUUUUUUUGCCCCUGCCGAGUGUGCUCUGGGCUUUGUCUGAGAGCGGGUUUAGGUGGAAAGGUUCCCCGAGGGUCUUGUCUUUCGGUGUGAUAGUGAUGUUGCUUCUAGGCCAGUCUGCGGCCCUAGGUCCUGUCUGUGUAAGUGAUCUGCUCAAAACCGCUUUCCAGGCUUACAUUCUGGUUGUGUGAGCGCCCCAUGAACCCCAGCCUGCAGUGCGGUCUGUACGGGGCCCAGCAGGUGUCGGCACCUGGUGCGUGGUCCUGGGGAGGCAGACGAGGAGGAUGCAUUUGGGGUGGUCCGUGUUUGUAGUUGGAGCAGUGCCUUUCGGGGUCCAGUCUUUCAGGUUGGAUUCUGUUUCUUUUGAUGUGACCCUUCACUAGUUUAAGCGAAAAGAGUUGUUUGGUGGUCAUCAAAUCUGGUUCAGAAAGCAAGCCGCAGUAGUGCAGUGCCUUUAUUGGUAGUUUUUGUUCGGAAUUUUUUUUUUCUCUUACUCCUUGGAAAAGUAUAUGCAGAUGGUGAACUGUGUUAGCUAACAAUUUUUUUUAGGCUUGGGAAAACUAUCUAAAAGAAAGAAGAUGAUCAGCUUCAAUUGGUGACUGACUUAUGCCCACAGUGUAAAUAGGGUUGAUAGUUCUCGUUUGUUUUGAAUUUAUCUUGACUGUACUUUGUAAAUAGACUCAUCCCGUUACGAGAACUGCUCCAGUGUUGCCUUAACGGAAGUCUUUCCGUGGUCUGCACUGAUGGGAUGGUGCUGCUGAUGACCCAGAGUAACAGAUGAGCAAAGCAGUAAUAUUGUUCUAAAAUGCAUUUUGUAUUUUCAUACGUCUGUAUGUUCAUUUUUAGCCCUUUUUUAGGGAAAAUUGUAGUUCUCCACUUCUUGGUGUCUACAACAGUCAUUCUCCAUUUACGUGAAGGCCAUCCCUUACCUGCUAUCCCAAAUAACUUACCUAAAUGUACAUUCCUUGUGGGCACAGGGCACAAUUUAAGUCAGUGGUUUUCAAAUAUGCCUUAUGUCAAAAUCUCCCGAUCCAUCUCAGAGACUGACUCUUGGCCAGCAGACUAGCAAUCUAUAACUUUCAAAAGGUUAUUCUGAUCAUCAGCCUUGCUAAUCACUAUUACAUUUUGAAAUAAAAGAUUUUUUUCUUUGG
Messenger RNA from Artibeus jamaicensis (Jamaican fruit-eating bat), 3574 nucleotides. It is a transcript of the gene GNAI3, whose product is annotated as G protein subunit alpha i3. Gene Ontology annotation, biological process: adenylate cyclase-modulating G protein-coupled receptor signaling pathway. The record is from RefSeq and is a predicted model, not a curated record. Gene Ontology annotation, cellular component: heterotrimeric G-protein complex. Gene Ontology annotation, molecular function: G-protein beta/gamma-subunit complex binding; GTP binding; G protein-coupled receptor binding. Lineage: Eukaryota; Metazoa; Chordata; Mammalia; Chiroptera; Phyllostomidae. The coding region runs from base 136 to 1200 and encodes 354 amino acids. The transcript is spliced from 9 exons.